This is a messenger RNA of Aphis gossypii (cotton aphid), 2828 nucleotides long. Its product is annotated as zinc finger protein 436-like. Gene Ontology annotation, biological process: regulation of transcription by RNA polymerase II. Lineage: Eukaryota; Metazoa; Arthropoda; Insecta; Hemiptera; Aphididae. Gene Ontology annotation, molecular function: DNA-binding transcription factor activity; zinc ion binding; RNA polymerase II cis-regulatory region sequence-specific DNA binding. The transcript has 9 exons. The record is from RefSeq and is a predicted model, not a curated record. The coding region runs from base 331 to 1860 and encodes 509 amino acids. Gene Ontology annotation, cellular component: nucleus.
GUGGCCGCCGGUAUUAUCAGUUGUUGCGUUUACAGCUUACUGGAAUUGGGGUUACUGGUUAGCGCAAACGUGCAAAAUAUGUGUGCAAUGGUGCUAGUGGUGCACUCGGUGGCCAUUGAUGGCAACAGCAGCAACAACAACAAUAAGUAAUAACAGACAACAGUCAACAACACGAUCGUGUUCGUGAAGUGAUCUUCACGCCAAAAACUGAAAAACAGCGACGCAAAUGGCGGGGUUGUCGAAUCUCCGCCUCGGGAUAAAUAGAAAGUGGAUAGGAUAAAUUGAAUUGCGCUUGAGACUCUCUUUUUUUUUUUUUUGAAUUCCCGUAAGAUGAGCAUUUACAAAAAAGUUGACUUUUACGAGCUGUGCCGGCUUUGCAUGUGCGUAGGCGGCAAGAAACACCAUCUGUUCAAGAGUCGAGAGAGCAGCGAACGACAGCUACAGUUCAAACUGAAAAAGUGUAUACCCCUCCAGAUCAAAGAAAGUGAUAGCUUACCAAAAGGAAUAUGUGAAAACUGUAUAGCAAAAAUGGAUGAAUUAUAUGACUUUAUAGAUCAAUGUGUUAAUACUGAAUCCAUGUUAAAAAGUUACUGUGCAACUUUAAGUGUUUCUGAUCAAGCAAAAUGCCAAGGAAAAGUUUAUGUACGAGAAUCUUUGGAUAAUAAUUCUGCUAGUACAAAGAAAAAUAGCAGUUCUGAUCAUUCUUCAUCUGUGCUUACAAUGCAAAGUCUGUCCAACCUUGUUCAAUCUGGCUCAAUACAAAUAGUAAAUGAUGUAAACAAUAGAUAUCAAGAUUUUUGUAAAUAUGAUAAUAUGCAGCAAGUUAUAACCAGUACAACAAAUGGAGUUGAAUCCAUGAAGUAUAAUUAUACAAUAGCCAAUAAUUCAAAUCAAUCCGUUCAAACAGAUUCAUCUAAUGAAGAAAACGACGCUAGUGAAAAUGUUCAAACCAUUUACUCUGUUCCUGAUAAUCCUAGUUCAGAUAAAGAAGAUUCUGAAAUGAAUAUACACUCUUUAAAUUAUGUGACUCCAUUAACCGUUGAACCAGAGAUUAAUUUUCAAUUUAUUAAAUCAGAUAACGAUCAAGAUUCUGACUUGGACAAUAGUAAGUCUAAUGAUGUAAGACCAUAUAUGAAUGGGUUUUUACCAACGGAUGGAGCUCUUGCAACGUGCACUGCGUGUGGGAAAGUAUUAGAAUCUGAGGAAGAAAUUGUGAUGCAUAGUCAAGUAUGUAAAGCUAUGAACAAUAGAAAUGUUCAUAAUAUGCCAACUAGAAGUACAAGAGAUAUGAUGCCUCCAAGAUUUCCUUGUGAUGUUUGCGAAAAAAAAUUUAAGAGAAAAGAGCAUUUAAUUCAACAUAGGAAACUUCAUACUGGGGAGCGUCCGUACAGCUGUGAGACAUGCUCUAAAUCAUUUAGUCGUAAAGAACAUCUUAUGCGCCACAUGUUGAGUCACACUGGUCAACGAUUAUAUGGGUGUGAUUUGUGUCAUAAACAUUUUAGUCGUAAAGAUAAUCUUCACAAGCAUCGAACUACACAUGGAGUGACUGGACCUCUUGUCUGUGAAGUUUGUGGUAAAUCAUUUAUUGUAAAACACUAUUAUGAUAUGCAUAUGGCAACACAUAAUGACAUUGAGGAUAGCCAGUUACCAUAUGUGUGUGACAUAUGUAAGAAACGAUUUGCUACAAGUCAAUUUUUAGUUACUCAUCAGCUCAGGCAUCGAACCAAAGGUUAUACUAAUAAUAUUAAAUCAGAUGAGUCCAGUUCUGUUAUUGAAGAAUUACAAAAUAAAGUUGAUCAACAAGAGAAACAAAGUCAACUAUCUAAUGUGCCAAAUACAAAUACAUAUCAAGUAUCUUAGUAUCUUACGAAGAUAAUAUACAAAUUUUAUUUGUAAAUAAUUGAAAAAAGGUCUAAGCCCAAAAUGUUCAGGUUUUCAGGGUGUAAUUAUGGGUUCCUACAAACACUAGUUUUAGAUUUAAGUCAUAUUAUUUUGUACUUGAAUGUUACAUUUUAAUUACUGUCACACGACACCAAAUUUUAUGACUAUUGAAAGAAUGAAUUAGAUUUUAAGUUAUUUUUGUGUAGAAUAAUUUUUAUUUAAUUUUUGGUGAUUUUGCCAAUUAUUAUUUUUACGGAAAAUCAAAAUAUUAGUAAAUUACGUUCACAAUUAUUUUUAGUGCCUUUAAAUUUAAAUUACAUUACGCUGUCAAAUCUAAUCAAUUUAAGUUGAGGACAGAUCCUUAAAAAACAUAUCACAAUGUAGAUGGUUGAAUGUUCCAUACAUAUUUAUGUAGUUGUGAAAUCCUAUUAUAUUUUUUUAUGUUAAUGAUAGUAAAAAUAUGUACAAAAUAUACCAAAAAACUAAAGGAGAUGUUAUUUUGAAAUCCAUAAACAGACUGAUAUAAUACUAAGACAAGUUUAGUUAAUUGAAUUGCUCAUUAGAAUUUAAUAAAUGUUGUUUUAGGUCUAUUAUGGUCUUAAUUUUUACAAUUUUUGACUAAAAAAUUAUAUUUAUUAUGUAUAAUUCAACAAUUUAAAUUUAUUUAUAGUUAAUUUUGAAUAUUUAGUAAAAUAUUGUUUGCCCACUUUAAAAGCCACAAAAAUAAUUCUAAAAAAUUGAAAAAUUUAUUUUUAAAUGUUCAGUUAGCCAUUUAGUUAGAUUUAAUUUACAUUUUAGUUAGUAUUUUUUUUUUUUGAAUUACAUGUACCAAUUACUGAAUUAUUUUUAAAAAUUGAAUUUGUUUUAUUUUUAUUAACUAAUAAUUUGAUAUAACCAGCCAUAUAAUAGUAGAUAAUAUUGUCUUUAAAUAAAGAGUUUUAUAAUGA